Molecule: messenger RNA, 570 nt
Organism: Peniophora sp. CBMAI 1063
Lineage: Eukaryota; Fungi; Basidiomycota; Agaricomycetes; Russulales; Peniophoraceae
Source: the annotation of a GenBank genome assembly
AUGGUCGGACCACCUGUUGACGUUGACUAUGCGCUUCCACCUGCUAUUGAGAAGAUGCAAGGCAGCUGGAUGAGUACCUUGCAGAGCGGCGCUGUGGUGACCAGCGUCAUCGCAGGGGUAGAAGCCCAACUUCUUGUCUUCUAUAGCGACAAUGGAAGCUUCGGUCUAGACGACAAUGCUCCUUCGAGCAAGAUACAGAUCGUAAUACAGAUCCUCACUUACGUCGCCCUCGUCUGCAGCGUCAGCGCGACCAUCACUUCGCUCUUCCUCAUCGACGAGUUCGGCGAGAUACCGACGCGGGCAGCGCGAUACAGGAACCCGAGUACUCAGGCUUGCAAGAUGGCCGGAACGGAUUGGUCUUUGCUCGAAGCGUUCCGACUUCGGAGAGGCUCCAAGUUCGUGGUGUACCACUGGCUGUCAUCCAUACUCGCGGCCGCAUUGUGCACCGUCUUGUCCACCGCCGUCUACGUCGUCUCACAAAAGCCACUGGCCGCACAGGUCAUAAUCACCGUCGUAACUGUCGUCUCCGUCUUGCCGUUCCUGUAUUUCGUGGUGCCGGGCGAGGAUUGA